UCAAAGCGUCCGUUGCUCCGAUCUUCGUUACGUUCGUUUACUACGCUUAGUUUGCUUUUGCUUUUUGAGUGUGUAAGUUGGUUAUUGCCGUAAGCUGUGACAACUUAAAACUCGCGGAAUAACUUACUCGUCACUUGCGAUUGGAUGUAUAGUGAAAAUAUUAGUGUGGUGUGUUUUGUGUGUGUAUCUUUAAAUAAACUAACCCUUGUGUGGACUUAAUUUUUGAAAAUUUUAGUGAGCAGCAGACAGAAAAACUCGUCGUGUGAGUGACGCGUGUUGGAUCGAUCAGUCAACGUUCAAAGUACAACAUCAAUAUCAAAAUCAGUAGUUCAACCUACGUAGAUUUUGAUGGGGAAAGUUUGAACUAUUUAAAGAUGACCAUAAAUUAAAAAAGAAGAAGGAACCUUUUUAACAUUUUAAAAGAUGGGCAGCAGCAGUAGCUGGCGGGCUCGGUGGCGGUGUUGUAGAUGAACGGGCGCACCAUGUCUCGGAUGUGGGCGCAUGCGGUGAUCGCCGCGCUGGCCGUGGCGGUCGUGCGCGCCUACCUCGUCCUCGUCCCCGACACCGCCCGGCCUGGUCAUGUUGUCAUCGAUGCCGCUGUCUACAGACUCGGCUCGGAACGAACAUACUCAAUAGACGUUCACCGCACGGCCAACUUUGUUCAUCAUAUUCUCCGAGUCAACAGGACAACAGGCCUAGUUACCUUAAGGAAGAGGCUAAGAUGUGACGGUGUUAUGUACCCGAAUCUCUUCACGUUCUACGUAGACUCUACUUCGGAACGAAUCCGUGACAUUGAGUAUUACAGUCUACCUAUAAGAAUUCUGGUCACAGGCGAAGAUUGUUCACGACGACACGCAGAUCUGUACGAUAUAGAUUUCGAUAGAGUCUACGAUCAAAACGACGCGGCUCUGCAAUAUGAGGAUGAACCAGUUAGAGAGAAAAGAGAAGUAAUAUAUCCAGAGAGUAUAGACUGGAGGUUGUUAGAAGCUGAGGAAUUAGUCUCUAGUCAAUAUAGUGUUCUUUCCACUGCUUAUCCUUGGUCUAACGCCAUGUUUGAGGAUUUUGUAGCGAGGAAUAAAAGUAGAAGAAAACGAUCUCAUUCAUUAGUACCAUUUGAUAUGGCUGUAGAUGUGAAAAUAGCUGAAGCUAAGCAAUGGGUAACGGAGACGUAUGCAAGUUUUGCAAUACCAACCGCGGAUCGUUGGCAAGGAAUAUGCCUGAAGAGGUCUCAAUUUGUUAAUUCUUUAACGGCUUUCUUACCACGAACCGUUCAGAAAAUGUGUAAAGUACAAUUUUUGGAUGUCAGUGACCCAAGAUUUAUGAUUGAGAAUAGUCAGGGAGAUUUAGUAACAAGCAACGAUGUCUGUAUUCAGGAACCUAUGUGGAAAGUGUCUAUUCUGUUCACGUUCAAUUGUGAGAAAACGAAUAUUAUCGACUCCGACCAUAGAUUGAAAAUAGUAUAUCACCAUCAAGAAUUAAAUGAUACCGAUAUCGUUAAGAGAGUGAAAAGAGAAUUACGAAACCAAUCUCCCUACUUUGAACAAGCAUUAUACGUGGCUUCUGUUGCUGAAGAGCAACCUUCAGGAGUCGUUGUCACAUCUGUAAGAGCGCGUGACCCAGAAAACAGUCCAGUAACGUAUUCCAUGUCGAGCUUGCUGGAUUCCCGGUCUGCCGGCAUGUUCGCUGUAGACUCCAGAACGGGCGUGGUCACCACUCAGGCAAGACUCGACAGGGAGAGGCUGGACGUCCAUUACUUUAGGGUUGUCGCACAAGAUGACACAUUUCCUCCAAGAAGUGGAACUACCACUUUGCAAAUCAAUGUACUAGACUGCAAUGAUCACUCGCCGGUGUUCGAAAUGCAACAGUACGAGGCAUCGGUCCGAGAGGGCGCUAGCGCAGGCACCACGGUGCUCACACUUAAAGCAACCGAUCAAGACAUUGGCAAAAAUGCAGAGGUGGAAUACUCUAUCGAGUCAGUAUCAGCCGAAACCCUAAGCGCGGAAGAUACCAAUGAGUCUAUAGACACCAGUAACGAACAAACAGACACACAAGAUGUGUUUAGAGUAGACGGCAGGAGCGGAGCACUACUCACCAGGUCCACGUUGGACAGGGAGAAGGUCGCUAGAUAUACUGUGAUCGUAAAAGCGACUGAUCAAGCCAGCCCUAUCUCAGAUAGACUUUCCAGCACGGCUACAGUACAUGUUAACGUACUGGAUGACAACGACAACUACCCGCAAUUCAGCGAGAAAACGUACACGGUGACCAUUGAUGAAGACAUCAGUGUCGCGGACAACCCCGUAAUCGCAAGGAUCAAAGCAACGGACGCGGACGUAGGCGCGAACGCGGCGAUACGAUACGCCAUUAUCGGCGGCAACACACAAAUGCAAUUCUCCAUCGACAGCCUCAGUGGGGACGUGUCCUUAGUCAAACCCCUCGACUAUGAGCAAGUACGGAACUACAGGCUCGUUAUAAGAGCUCAAGACGGCGGCAGUCCAUCACGGUCGAACACCACCCAACUACUGGUGAACGUAAAGGACGUCAACGACAACUCUCCAAGGUUCUACACAUCGCUGUUCCAGGAGUCCGUUAGCGAGAACGUACCCGUCGGAUUUAGUAUCGUUAGAGUGCAAGCUUACGACGCAGAUGAGGGAGUAAACGCUGAGUUAACAUACACCUUGUCAGAUAAAGAGUAUGGGGGUAACAGCGAUAUGCCUAUCACGAUAGAUCCCAGGUCCGGCUGGGUGUACACAUCGGGACCGCUGGAUAGAGAAGUGCAAGCUAAAUAUCAACUUCAGGUAACAGCAACUGACGGUGGUACACCGCCACGCAGCGCCACAGCGGCAGUGUCGGUGGUGGUGCAGGACGUGAACGACAACGACCCGGUGUUCGCGCCCGCCCAGUACGAUGUCGAGAUCGCCGAGGACGAGCCGCCGGGCACUCCGCUCGUCACCGUCACCGCCACCGACGCUGACGAGGAUAACAGACUCCACUACGAGAUAACUGGCGGCAACACGCGCGGACGGUUCUCGAUCACGUCGCAGAACGGGCGCGGGCUGGUGACGGUGGCGCAGCCGCUCGACUACAAGCAGGAGCGGCGCUACGUGCUCACCGUGACGGCCACCGACAGCGGCGGCCGCGCCGACACCGCGCUCGUGCACGUCAACGUCACCGACGCCAACAACUAUGCGCCCGUCUUCGAAAACGCGCCCUACACCGCUGCUGUAUUCGAAGAUGCCCCAAUCGGCACUACCGUGCUGGUGGUGUCGGCGACGGACAGCGACGUGGGCAUCAACGCUCAGAUCACUUACAGCCUCAGCUCGGAGAUCUCCAACGAGGCGGUCGCACAUCACGACCAGGAGUUCGUCAUCAACCCACAGACUGGCGCCAUCACCACCAACAAGCUGCUUGAUAGGGAGACUAUGAGCGGUUACUUGCUAACGGUGACUGCGCGAGACGGCGGCAUGCCCGCUCUGUCUGAUACUACCGAUGUCGAGAUAUCCGUCGUGGACGUCAACGACAAUGCGCCAGUUUUCAAGCAACAAUUGUAUACCGCCAGCAUUAUGGAGGACGCGUUAGUAGGUACAUCGGUAAUACAGGUGAGCGCGACGGACGCGGACGUGGGCUUGAACGGGCGCGUGCACUACGCACUAGGAGCACGCGAGCGCGAAGAUGCAACGUUCGCACUCGACCCGGCGUCAGGCGUGCUGCGCACCAACAAGCCGCUGGACCGCGAGUCGCUCGCCACCUACGACUUGCGCGCGCUCGCGCUCGACGCCGGCACGCCGCCGCAGAGCUCCACGGUAAUCAUACAUAUAAAAGUGGAGGACAUAAACGACUCGCCCCCCGUUUUCGAGAGCGAUUGUCUCACGUUCUACGUGCCAGAGAACAGUCCCAUCGGCACCACCGUCGGCGAGAUAUACGCGCGGGACCCCGACGAGGGACCCAACGCUGUUGUACAUUAUUCUAUCAAAGGUGGUGACGACUCCAACAGUUUCUCGCUGGAAACUCGCCAAGGUUCAGAUAAAGCUGAAUUGGUAACAAUGGUCGACUUGGACUACGAAAGUCCGCGCAAGAAAUACGAGCUAGUUAUCCGAGCAGCCAGCCCGCCAUUAUGGAAUGACGUCAGAGUUGAGAUCUUGGUGACUGAUGUGAAUGAUAACGCACCGAUGAUGAAGGACUUUCAAAUCAUCUUCAAUAAUUAUAAGGAUUGUUUUCCUGUGGGCCCGUUUGGCAGGGUACCGGCGUUUGAUGCUGACGUUACAGAUAAGCUGCAAUAUCGGAUACUGUCGGGAAACAAUGCAAAUCUGGUACUAUUGAAUGAAACGACCGGCGCCAUGACGCUGUCUCCACAACUGAACACCAACGUACCCAAAUUGGCCAUUAUGGAAUUAUCUGUCACUGACGGAGUAAACGAAGUUAAAGCGAUGAUGCAACUAACCGUUCGUCUGAUAACCAAAGAGAUGCUUUUCAAUUCGAUCACCGUGAGAUUGAACGAUAUGACGGCUGAGCAGUUUCUAUCACCGCUAUUGGGCUUCUUUAUCGACGGUCUGGCCGCUAUCAUACCCUGCCCGAAGGAGAAUAUCUACGUGUUCAGUAUACAGGAUGACACGGAUGUGACUGGCAAUAUCUUGAAUGUGUCAUUCUCGGCGAAACGGCCCGACGCAGAAGUCGGUGUCGCAGGUGACUCGUCGCAAUACUACUCGCCGACACACUUGCGAGAGCGUGUGUAUCUGCAUCGUGCUACGCUCGCCAGACUUGCUACGGUACAGGUGCUGCCAUUCGACGACAACGUGUGUGUCCACGAGCCGUGCCUCAACUACGAGGAGUGCCUCACCGUGCUGCAGUUUGGAAACGCCUCCGGCUUCAUAUCCAGCGACUCUGUGCUCUUUCGCCCCAUAUAUCCCGUCACUACUUUCACGUGCCAGUGUCCUAAGGGAUUCACAGGAUCGCACGAGCACUACAUGUGCGACACGGAGGUGGACCUGUGCUACUCAUCACCGUGCCAGCACCGCGGCACCUGCAUCCGCCGCGAGGGCGGCUACACCUGCGUCUGCGCACCCGGCUAUACAGGCGUGAACUGCGAGACGGUGGUGCGCAAGGCGACGUGCGAGCCGUCGGGCGCGGGCUCGGUGUGCCGCGGCGGCGCCGUGUGCGUGGCGCGGCGCGAGGGCGGCGUGCUGUGCCGCGGCUGCGCCAUCGACGCCGCCUACACCACCGACCUCUGCGAGCUGCGCGCGCGCAGCUUCCCCGUCUCCUCCUUCCUCACCUUCCCCGGCCUCAGGAGGCGCCACAGGGUGCACCUCAAGCUCAAGUUCGCGACUCAAUCGUCGUCUGGGCUGCUGCUAUACAACGGGCGGUACAACGAGCGGCACGACUUCGUGGCGCUAGAGCUGGUGAGCAGCGGCGCGGGCGCGGCGGGCGGCGCGGGGCUGCGCUUCUCGUUCUCGCUGGGCGGCGCGCGCGCCGACGUGUCCGUCGCCGCCGACCUCGCUGACGGCGCCUGGCAUACUGUGCAAGUCGAUUACUACAAUAGGACUGCGACAAUCAUUUUGGAUGAUUGCGACAAAGCGUUAGCAUUGGCCGGCGCCGCUGAGUUUGGACCCAAGUACGCGUGUGCCAACUUCACCAGAAAAGUUCUGCCCCCUCGGUGCGAUAUUCCCACUGAAACAUGUCACAGGUUUUUAGACUUGACGGGCCCAUUGCAACUUGGUGGUCUACCGAAUAUACCAAGCAGUUUUCAAGUGAAGAACAAGGACUUUAUUGGCUGUAUAUCGGAUUUUUAUAUUGAUCAUAAAUUCGUGGAUUUAAAUAGCUUCGUAUCCGACAACGGCACUGUGGCCGGAUGUCCGCCGCGGACGGCCCGCUGCAGCUCAGCGCCGUGCCACCACGCGGCCGCCUGUACCGACCUCUGGGGCACCUACCGCUGCCACUGUCCCGACGGACACACUGGCAAAGACUGCGCUGAAACGACAUCACCGCCGUGGCGGUUCAAUGGUGAUGGGUGGUUAUCGUUCAAUCCACUGCUACGUCCGAUCCAGCUGCCGUGGCUUAACGCACUGUCUGUGCGUACGUGGCAACGGGACGCCUUUCUCAUGUCCGUGCAAGUCGGACAAAACAGCACCAUACUCAUCACAUUAAAAUCCGGUCUGCUCCACUACUCAUACAAUGGCGAGUCAAUGUUCUUGCCAUCGACAGACCUAGCCGAUGGCGAGUGGCACCGAAUAGAGAUCACAUGGCUCGGUACAGAUAUCUCAGUAAGCAUAGACUAUGGUUUAAGAACUGUCCUGUUACCGAUGUUGGCCAAUAAAGUGCAAGGACAGUAUGUUGGCAAGAUAUUGAUUGGUGCACCUGACACUACUGCGGGCUUGCUGGCUUCUGAUUUCGGAUACUUUGAAGGAUGCAUACAGGAUGUGCGUGUUGGAACAUCGCAGUCGUUACUUAAUCGACCCACUGUGAGAGAAAAUGUAAGAGAUGGCUGUCAAUCGCGAGCAGACUGCAUGCUGUCCAUAUGUCCACCCUACAGCACGUGCGUGACGUGGUGGGACCGCACGGGCUGCGAGUGCGAGGCGGGCCGCGUGGGCCCCGCGUGCGUGCACGCGUGCGAGCUGCCCGUGUGCGGCGCGCACGCCGUCUGCAAGCCCGACGCCUCGCCCAGGGGAUACACCUGCGUGUGCGACGAUGGAUACCUGCUCACUGAGUCUGGAUGCGUGUCGGCCUCAUCUGACGAAUGUCCGGGCGGGUGGUGGGGAGCGGGUAGUACAAACGUAACUGUGGAAACGAGCACUGAAGCGGAAACGGUAGCAGAUACUAGUACAACAGCGGGCGCGGUAGCGGUAGCGAGCGCUUGCGGUCCGUGCGAUUGUGAUCCGGCGCUCGGGUACCACCCACACUGUCAUCGCCGCACUGGUGCCUGCCACUGCAAGGAGAACCACUACCGGCCGGCGGGGUCGGCGGCGUGCGUGGCGUGCGCGUGCUACGCGGCGGGCGCGCGCGGCGGCGCGUGCGACGCGCGCAGCGGGCAGUGCGCGUGCCGCGCCGGGGUCAUCGGCCGCGCCUGCGACGCCUGCGCCAACCAGUACGCCGAGGUCGCCGCCGCCGGCUGCCAGGUUGUAUACGAUGGGUGUCCGCGCUCAUUUUCGCAUGGUGUAUGGUGGCCAAGAACCAAAUUUGGGAUUGAAGCUGUUACUGAUUGUCCUGCAGGUACAAGUGGUAAAGCGACUCGUAUGUGCGACGAAACACAAGUGGUCCCGUGGCAAGAGCCCGAUAUGUUUAACUGUACUACAUCUACCUUCUAUCAGUUGAGGCAACAGUUGCACAAGAUUGAAACUGGCGAGUUAACAAUGAACACAUUCGUCGGGGUUCGACUCGCCGAAGACCUGAAAUCCGCUUGUCUGAACACUCCACAUCUUUACGGAGCUGAUAUCCUAGUAGCAGAAGGGAUAUUGCUAGAAUUGUUGCAAUACGAAUUGAAACAAGCCGGAUUGAACCUCACGCAUAGUCAAGACAAGGAUUAUGUUAGAAAUAUAAUCCAGUCAGCGAACACGAUCCUGAACUGGCAAUACGAGGCGGAGUGGGCUCGCAUACGUCGUAUAUUAGGCCGCGGCGCGGAGGAGCUGAUGCAGCGCUGCGACCGCUACAUCGCAGCGCUCGCGCACACACAACACGACACCUAUACUAGCCCUUUCGAGAUAGUCACCAGCGAUAUAGUUAUCGGUGUGGACAUAGUAACAGCGGAAUCGAUCUACGGCUUCGAGCCCACCCAACUAAAUCGUUACAACAUCGACACAUACACGACAGAGCGUGUCAUACUCCCCGAUACGUCUGCCUUCAUACACUCUCCCAUACAAGCUUCGUACGGCGGCAGCAAAAUGAAGAAGAAGCCCUCCAGCCCCACGGUCUCCUUCCCGAAGUACAACAAUUACGUGAAAAAUAAGAAUAAAUUUGAUAAAUACUCGAGGAUUUUGCUCCCUUUGGAUUUGCUCGGAAUAACGAAUUAUCAAGAAAAUACUGACACAAACUACGAAUCUCGCGCGGUAUUCGCGUACAUCCAAUACUCCAGAAACACCUCGGAACUGAUGCCAAUGCGUAUGGACGAGUCGGUCAGCCAGCGGUGGGGGGUGAACAUCACAAUAGGCUCUCCAAUACUACAAGUAGCUCUAUAUGUGCCUGAAUAUGUAUGGAUACGGGAGUCACAUGAAAGCAAUGAUGACAACUCUAUUGAGAACAACAUGGACGAUGUAGAAGGAAUAACAUACGCUAACAAAGGGCAUCAGUCCCAUACCAACAACCACAUUAGCCCAAACCCAUCAUCUAAAAACUCUUAUCCGCACGACGAUGAGACGUCGAACCACGAGAACCACGGACCGAUACUCAUACAGCCGGCAUUUAAAAAACAAGACAAAAUACCUUACACCGAGAAUAACCUUCAAGAGAAUGAAUCUAGCUAUGUCGCUGAGAAAAAUGACGUCGAAGGUCCUAAAGUUAUGGCCUUGUCUAUGGAUGCUGAGGAUAAAAACAAAGAUGGUACCAACUCGACCAGAGAGCUUGGAAAGAAAAAGUUGAUAUACAAAAGUAUGGGCGGUAUAAGGUUGAAGAAGCCGAUAAGAUUGCAGAUGUGGCUGGAUAUAGACAAAGAGACGUUCGGAUCUAGAACUAACCCACAAUGUGUUCAUUGGUCAACAUUAAGGGGUGCCGGCGAAUGGUCCCGCGUGGGUUGCCACACCGAGAUCGACUACGACUGGUCGCCGUACUCCAAUGAGCCACUCCUCAUCAAUUGCACCUGCAACCAUCUGUCCACCUUCGCUGUACUGGUUGACGAAGUUGAUAUAGAGUUCAUCCCAGAGCCAUCUCUACUGGAAUCAGUAACAUCCUACACGGCGUUCAGCUUAUCGCUGCCGCUACUGUUCGUGACUUGGGCAGCUCUGUGCCUAGUACGAGGCGGCGCAGCCACCGUCUCCAACUCCAUACACAAACACCUCAUCUUCUGCGUGUUCAUGGCAGAGCUGUUAUAUCUGAUUGCUUUGAAAGCGAGAAAUACAUUAGUGCAGAGUGAGUUCCCGUGCAAGCUGGUGGCGAUGGGGCUGCACUACUGGUGGGUGUGCGCGCUGGCGUGGGCGGCGUGCGACGCGUGGCAGGUGCGGCGGCUGGUGCGCGAGCUGCGCGACGUCAACCACGGCGGGCUGGCCGCGCCGCUCGCCGCCGCCUACGCCGCGCCCGCCGUGCUGCUCGCGCUCGCCGCCGGACACCACCAGCACCAGUACGGCAACGCGCUCUUCUGCUGGGUGAGCUGCCACGAGCCGGUGGUGUGGUGGGUGGUGGUGCCGGCGGCGGUGUACGCGGGCGCGGCGCUGGUGUUCCUGGUGGGCGCCACGCGCGCCGCCUUCACCGUGCGCGACCACGUCGUCGGCUUCGGCAACCUCAGGAUGCUGCUGGGCGUGAGUAUCACGUGCCUGCCGCUGGUGACGACGGCGUGGGCGAGCGCGCUGGUGCUGGCCAGUGAGACGGGCCCGCGCCGCGCCGCGCUGUCGUCGCUGCUGGCAGCGGCUGUAGCGCUGCACGCCGCCGCUGCAGCGCUCGGAUACGUCGUCGCCAACGUGCGAGUGCGAGACAACCUGCGCAGAACCAUUCUCAGAUGUAUGGGCAAGAAGGUGCCAUUGGCCGACACAUCUAUCAUUGUGAGCAGUAGUGCUCAGAAUUUGUCUCAAAUAAAUAGGUCGGCACUGGCGUACCACAGCAGUACAGAGCCUGGUCGGCAGAUGCGAAAUAUUGGUAUAUCAGCAUCGUCCACUACAUCCAGGUCCACAACGAAGACAAGUUCUAGUCCUUACAGCCGCAGUGAUGGACAGUUACGUCACACGAGCACUUCGACUUCUAACUACAACACGAGCGCGAGCGACAUGCCCGCCUACCUUAGAGGGUUCGACUCCUCAUUGCACAGUAGGAAAGAUGACGAAGGCCGCCGCCGCCGCAGAGCAGCCGCCGAAGGGGAAGCUGGGGAGACUGGCGAGACCGGGGAGGAAGCGACCGAAGCUACCGAUAGCGACAGUGAAAGUGCACGCAGUCUGGAGCUAGCCUCCAGCCACUCCUCCGACGACGACGAGACCAGCACACGCCGCUCCAGCCACCCGCCCUCUGCCAACAGGGAACGCGGUACUAGUAGUGCAGGCGGUAGCUACCUGCCAAACAUCGCUGAAGGUGCACCCUUAGCCAUAGCUCCAAGGUGGCCAUCGCACAUAAGAGAAGAACCAGGACGCCCAGAUAUGGGCCGGUGGUCCCAAGAGACGGGUUCAGACAACGAGGGCUUGAACCCCGGUCUAGCUUCGCCAUCUCCCAAUCCGCUGCCGAAUCCUGAUCUCACAUCGGACGUAUACCAACUAAGCCGGCACCGUCUGAAGCCGUCCAUAUUGGAGAACGUACAUGACACUUACGUGGCUAGUGUUGACGCGUCCAGGCUACCUUUAGAUAACAGGUAUGGCGUUAUGGACGAGGAGCUGAUGUAUGGUGUAUUACCAACGGAAACUGAGAAACAAAUCCCGUACGAUCCCAACUACCCACUCUCACCCACCAUGUACAGAUUACCCGGUAACCCUUAUGGUUCCAAAACGUAUCUGUCAUCUAGAACAUCUGACUACGGAUAUAGCCCAACGAAGUAUCUGAACCCCGACACAAAUGUAUACGGCUCCCGGGAUUUCCGGGAUUCAGGGGUUACGACGAGAGAGCACGACAACUAUACCCCUCGAGAUUUCCGGGAUUCCGGCAUCGCUACCAUGUUGAAAAAUGACUAUCAGAGGAAAAUGGAGAGUCACUACGGAGCUGAAUACAGUGAGAGGAUGUCCGAGGGCUCAGAUAAACAUCUCCCACACGAUAAAUACCUGUUUCCCUAUACCGCGGAGGAAGACCACGCGAGCUCGCGCGGGGCUGCGUCCGCUCCUCACCGCCCACAUUCAGGUGAUCCACCGCAACAAAUGGGGGCGCCACUAGCAAGUAUGGGAGAAACCAGCGAGAAAUCUACUACUGAAGAUGACGCCGAGACAAGAGUGUAAUACUCCAAUAUAGUACAAGAUUUCCAAUGAUUCUCAAUUAGUAUAUUAAUUCAUUAUAAUUAUAUUUAAUCUAUGUAAUUAGCAUUAAUUUUCUGCAAAGACUGUUAACAAUCAGUACCCACUGCCAUAGAGUAGAAAAUACGUAACAGCUAUUUAUUUUUUGUCUAUGCUUUAAGUAGAUAUUUCAAUAGUGGAGAUUACUGAUGUUUACCCUCUUAUUCAUAAAAACAUCAAACCUUUAAUAAACCUAUCGAACUGUUUUUUUUUUCUUCUCUUUCUAUUAGGCUAAAUUCCCAAUUUGACAGAAAGUGACAAAACACAGUAAUAGUUAAAAUAAGUUUGUAGAAGGUUUUAGUUUUUAUGAAUGAGGUUAUAAAUGUAUAGUAUCUAAAUUGUUUGACCCAAUAAGUGUACUGUUAGAGAAAAGUAAGAUUGAGAUUUCACAAUAGCUUUAUGCUUUAAAAGUUAUUUCACAACAUAGUACCUAGCUAAAUACUUUUUGAAAGGAAACAUUUUAUGUGAAAUAAGAAGUUAAAGAAAGACAAUGUGUAAAGCAAAAGUUUAAAAAGACUUUAUCAUGCAAUGAUUAUCAUUUGAUAUAUCUAGUAAAUCUUGUGAACUAGCUAUGAAUAUUUUUUAUUCGUAAAUAAAAACUGCAACAUUGUUGACCGUUUGAAAGUGUAGUUAAAAUAUUGCUCUAGGCUAUCUUAACUUCAUGGGCAGCUCUAGUACAAGGCAAAGGAAUCUGACCUGACAUCAUGUCAUCGCUACGUCAUGUAUGAGAUAGAACGAGACAGCAACGUUCGGCGUCCUGUUCUUUUUCAUGCAUGCGCUAAGGAAAAGAUAUCUAUCGAUAGAUUCGAUUGCCACGUAUAUAACGAUUGGUGUAUUAAGGAGAAGUCUGGCUACUUAAAAAAGGCACAUAAGCACCUUAGACAUGUCUUUGCUCAUAUUUGAAAGCUCCUCUUUUGAUCCUGAUAUGGGCGCCAGAUAAUUCAUGUGUGGGCAUGGUCCAUCCGGUCUCUCCUUUAAUUACGCCUUUAUUUCUAGCGAGCAAUAUUAACAUAAACGUUCUGAAGUAUUAAAAUAAAUAAAUACAAGUCGGUAAUAAUUGAUUUAUCAAUGAUAACUCAUUACCGGGACUAGUGCAAAUAUUUGUUUGUGUGUGGACAUUAUUAUUAAUUAUAAGGUUAAAAGCAAAGCAACGACGCCCAAAGUCAGUCGUGUAAAUAGUCAAGUAGUAAAUAGAGUUCAUUUAGAUAAUUUCAUAGUAACUCGUAUUGUAUUGUAGGUUGGUAUGGUUCGCGUAGGACGCGGCAUGUGUAAUGUUUCACGUUUGCCCGAUGGAACUUUAUCUACUGUUUUAAUGUAGGUGUUUGAGCGCGCCAUUUAACUAAAAAUGUUACAAGCAAUGUAUCCUCUUAUAAAUAAUUGGUAUCGUAUAUUCAACCGCCUUUAAAAAAGGAGGUUUUCAAUUCAGUUGUAUGUUUUUUUAUUAAUGUAUGUUCAUCAUUCAUCAGUCAUCUGUCAGUUGUAAACCAAAUUGGAAAAUUCUUUUUUUUAUCUAAAAUGAUAUGCUUACGGAUUAUAACAUUUCUAUGGGACCCCAUAAAAAUAUUAUUACAAUCGGUUCAGUACUUUAGUUUUACAGUUUUGUAGUUCAAAAUAACUAGUUAUGCCACAAUUAAAGUCGAUUUUUUUUUUUGUGGAAUAGAUUAUUUUGUAAUAAACUCACGAACUUGAAAAUUACUUAUUAUGCGACACAUGUUCAAUUGAUGACAAAUAGACAAGGAAAUAAAAUUAUUUUUGUUAUUACAAUUUUCAUGCUUGAAAAAUCAUUAUAGAUAUAUCUUCAUAGAUGACAACGACGAAGGUGUUACAGUAUUUUCUGUGAUGUUCAUAAUAUUGUACAUAUCUAUAGGUAACGGUUACCAAUUUCAAUCAAGUAGCCAUUAGUUUAUUUGUUAUAUUACAUAAAAAGUAUACUUCAAAAAAAUAUACUUAUUUCAAAAAUAAUACCUACCCGUAUAUCUCAUUUCGAUUUCUGAUUGGCCUGCGUGUUCUUUAUAAAGUAUUUAGUUAAAUGGUGCUUCACAAUACCUACUGUUACGAUACAAAUUAUUUUUAUAGAAAAACCAAAAGCUAUUGUCUGUAAUCGAUGUAACUAGAUAUAUUUAAGCGACAUUUAUAUUUUAUAUUCGAAUCGAAAUAAAGCGUUACUCUCAGUGGUAGGUGUAUAGCUGUGCAAGAUAAAUACGCUACGUUAAUCUUUCUAAUAUGCUAAUUUCUAAUUCUAUUUUUAAACCACAUUAAAUAUGAGGUGAUCCUUGAUUCACUUAUCAUAUACGUGCCGUCAUUCUUCAUCAAUUCUGAGUUGGUUAUAAUUUAUUUUGCAAACAAUUGAAUUUAUGUGGCAUAACUUUGACAGAUUAAAACAAAAUCUUAUAACGAAUCAACUUUUUUUUUUUUAUUAUAGGGAAUACUAUCCACUGCGAAUGACGCUUAAAUAGAUUCACUACUUGAAUAGUCAACACCUUAUGGGAUUGAUAUUAUGUACUGACAAAAUAUUUGCAUUUUUAUGUACAUACUGAGAGAGUGUUGUGUGUGUUUUGAGCAUUUUAACGAAGAGUCCACCUAUUUUGUAAAUAAAUAGAUUUUUACACUUUGUAGCGUCUAAAUAAGUAGACAAUGGAUGUAAGGAAAAGCUUUAUUUAAUUAGGUAUAUAGGAUCUGAUUGCCAUAAUUAUUAUUUAACGUGUUAUCUAAGUGUGCAUAAGAUUUGUAUACAGUGUGGUUUCUCAUAUCUAAAUAUAUAACCAACUGGACACUUGUGAGCUGAAUUCAAAUAUACAUAUCUAGAUAUAGGUACAUACUCUUGCUACCAUUUUGCUUCGAUAAACAUUGAAACUAAUCUAAAGAGCUACGUAGCUGUUAUCUGCUACUUCGCCCGCAAUUGGAUUUCUUAAAUCGAUUCUGUUGUUUUUUAUAGUACCUACUUAUAUUUUAAAUACAUCGAAUGUAUUAGUUUUUAUUCUAAAUUAUUAAUGCACUUAUUCAGUGUAACAAAUCAGGUUAUAAUACCUUUUGAUACCUAUUUGGUAUUUUUAAUUUCUAAACCCAGUUACAUAUAAAAUAUUGAGGGAAUUUUACUUUCUAAUAAAUAACUAAAAUACCCUGCACAUUUUCUCUCUUCACUAAUUAAUUUAAAAAUUGGUAUAAUGAAUUUGUACCAAAGGUAAUUUUGCUUAGAACUAUAUCCAAAUUUUGUUUUAUAUCUAAUAUUGAUCUGUGAGGAUUCUAUCGUUAUAUUUAACUACACAACCAAAUAUUUACAUCUACGAAGAAAACCCUAUAACAAUAAUUAUUAUUCUGAAGCCCCUAUGAGUAAACUUUAAACUUAAAUAAAUCUAAUGACUCAGCUCACAAGUAACUACCGUCAUAGAACCAUCACAUUCCAUUUUAAUAUCCUCUAAUUUAUGCUUUACAUGUUAGAAAUUAAGUUUGAAAUUGCUGUGAUUGUUAUGAAACUGCAAUUCAUAAAUAUUUUGUUUACAUUCCAUGCUUGUGAUACUCAGUCUUUUGAGUAGUACCAAUAUUUGAAACAUAGAUGUAUGUACAAACAUAAACAUCUGAACUGUUUUAUAUUGAAAUAAAAUAUUUUA
Galleria mellonella (greater wax moth) is the source of this 14704-nucleotide messenger RNA. RefSeq names its product protocadherin-like wing polarity protein stan (gene stan). The record is from RefSeq and is a predicted model, not a curated record. The transcript has 58 exons. Gene Ontology annotation, molecular function: G protein-coupled receptor activity; calcium ion binding. Gene Ontology annotation, biological process: G protein-coupled receptor signaling pathway; cell surface receptor signaling pathway; homophilic cell-cell adhesion. Gene Ontology annotation, cellular component: plasma membrane. NCBI's taxonomy places the organism in Eukaryota, Metazoa, Arthropoda, Insecta, Lepidoptera, Pyralidae. Bases 468 to 11042 code for a protein of 3524 amino acids.